Paramuricea clavata is the source of this 682-nucleotide messenger RNA. Lineage: Eukaryota; Metazoa; Cnidaria; Anthozoa; Malacalcyonacea; Plexauridae. The record is from the annotation of a GenBank genome assembly.
AUGUUCCGUUUGCUUUAUGUACUUAAUCUAAUUGGUACACCGGUACAUUAUGCAAAGAGCGGUUUGAAAACUGCAUUUAAGUUUGUUUGUGGGGAAUCUGCGGAUCCUAGAGAAGAUUUCGAAAAAGACGAGACAUUAUGUGAUGAAUUCUCUGCGUCUGUAGAUAAUCUUUUUCAUUUGUUUCCUGAGAUAUCAAAUUUUGCCACUGGAACAGCAAAUGAUCUUUUCAGAACAUUUCAUGAUUUUUCUCUGGAGACUGGUAUACCUGCGGCUGCAGUGCUAAUGUCACAAAGAAAGGAAUGCAGGAGAUGUGGAAAACCCCUACAAAUAGACCAAAAUUGGAAAUCCAUUGUCGUGUAUCACCUUACUCGUGGGACCUAUCUUGGUUGUCGUAUUUCGAAGAAGUGUUCUAAGUGCAAAGUAUAUGAACAUUAUGGGAUUUUUACUGAAAAUGGCCAAAGAACGUUUGAUUCAGAUUACUUAAACAACGAGUUUCUGAUGAGCACAGACGAGACGGCGAUAGAUAUGAUGUUACUUAAAUAUGCAAAUGAGGAUAUUAUUCAAGGAGCUGUUUCAUUUUUACUAAAGUUUACAACACUGUUCACGGGUAUUCUCACACAGUCAACGAAAACACAACAAGCGAACCACAAGUCCUUAACACUAGCCAGGAGGCCAAGAAGAG